AUGAAUACAAACAUUGUAAACCCUAAAAAGGCACGACGAAUAGACAGCGACCAAUUCGAUGUUGGAUCGGUUACGAGUCGAAUGUUGAUGGGGGAACGAACAUUAUCUAUUAUGUGUCCUUUUAUUUAUUUGCCUUUUCUUUAUGCUUAUGCUUUCCUUGGUGCUUGGAUGUUUACGGUUUUUUUUUGAAUAUUUCAUU
Molecule: messenger RNA, 199 nt
Organism: Meloidogyne enterolobii
Lineage: Eukaryota; Metazoa; Nematoda; Chromadorea; Rhabditida; Meloidogynidae
Source: the annotation of a GenBank genome assembly